AUGGGGAAAAUAAUGGUGCUGACAGGGAGCGGCGACGAGAAUCGCGGGUUGAUUGGUCCUCGAGCCCGUGACGACGACGCACGACGGCGACAGAACAUCGUGAGGCUUUCUCUUUCUCACCAAACCGCGUCGUUAUCGGGCGAUGCCGAGUCUGUUCUUAGCGAGGAUACUGGCGACGAGGAUCUUUUCGACCCGUUCGCGCCGACUGACUUAGCCGACGACGAUCACAUGUCCCUUGCUGAGAGCAUGCGUGAGCUGGACGAUCAGCUCUCACGCCGACCGUUGGAUCUAGAUCCGGCGGGCUACUUCAUAAUCUACGUGGACAGGGACCAGCAGUGCCUAGUCGCUCAGCACUUCGGCAACCUCAUUGACAUUAAAGGCCGCGCGUGCGACCCUGUAACGGGGAAACCCAUUCCCUGCGAUGGCUCCUACAAGCCCACUCCCCUGCGCGUGUAUCGGGGUAGGACAGCAAAGGAGGUCAGUGUGAUUAUCUUAGAGCAGUACUUUGGACCUGGGGAGAAAAGCAGGGGAGCAGCAGAGAGGAAAAACAAGGAGAAUGCAGGGGCACAAGUAGGGUCAGCGACAGCAGGAGCAUCGACAGCAGCAUCAGUGACAACUGCUGAAGGGGUUUCAGCUUCAUUAUUGUCACAGAUACCGCCUGUCACGAUGCUGAACCAUGCGAAUUACCUGGGAAGGGAACUGCAGCGGGCAGAGGCAGCGUUGCUCAAUGGUACAGAGUACAUUCAAGACUAG
Molecule: messenger RNA, 753 nt
Organism: Closterium sp. Yama58-4
Lineage: Eukaryota; Viridiplantae; Streptophyta; Zygnematophyceae; Desmidiales; Closteriaceae
Source: the annotation of a GenBank genome assembly